AUGGCGGCAAUUGAUAGAGACUAUGCACGACACGUAACAUUCAUUGAGGAGGGUCAGGAUAUCUCGUGCAGAGACGCACUCAAAGCCAUCGAGCCACGCGGAUUUUAUAUCCGCCAACCACCUAAGCCUCAUGAACUGGAUCAAGAGAUCACUGAUGACUCGCAGCUUUUCCAGACAAUUCAUAUGGGGGCAGCAGUGGUGGCCGAGGAGACAUGGAGGCUCUUGUUAGAUGGAAUGGUUGACUCGCCAUUCUCGAUUUCCUUUGCAGAGCUGAAAAGCAUGCCAAAAACCACAAUUACAGCCUUUCAUGAAUGCUAUGGCAGUCCCGUACUGCCCCCUGACAAAGCACUGUGGAGAGUAGGCAAUGUGCAAUGGACUGGUGUCAGACUAGCCGACUUGAUCCGGCUCGCUAACCCGAAGACAGGCGCAAGAUACGUUUGGUCGCAAGGCCUCGAAUGGGGCUCUUUCGCUAAUGUUACAGCAAAAUACUUUGAAAAGGACAUUACCAUGCAGAAAGCCAUGCAGCCAGAAAAUCUGAUUGCAUACGAGAUAAAUGGUAGGCCUCUGGAUAAGAAUCGUGGCGGUCCAGUACGGUUAGUGGUCCCUGGAUGGUUCGGAACCAACUCUACAAAGUGGUUGUGUCACUUGACCCUGCAAGAUGGUCGAGCCACGGGCCCUUUCACCACUAAAUUCUAUAAUGAGAUCGACCCGAAUGACCCUUCUAGGUCGAGGAUGAGACCAGUGUGGAUGGUUGAACCUAACUCAAUGAUUGUGCGCCCGAAGCCUGGAGAAGUUCUCCCUGAUCGAGAAGUUGAGAUUUGGGGCAGAGCAUGGGGCUGCGAGGAAAUCAAGUGCGUUGACAUUAGUGUCGAUGAUGGCCACUCAUGGAUAUCUCCGGCUGAUGUUCACCUUGAACCACGCACAUCCUAUGAGUGGCAAUUGUUCCGCGCUAAAGUGUUGCUCGAAGGAAAGGGAAAACACCACUUGGUAGCGAGAGCGAAAGAUAGGAUCGGCAAUCAACAGCCACUAUCGGGUCGGAGGAAUCAUGUGCAUCGGGUGGAUGUUUACAUAUCAUAA
Exophiala bonariae is the source of this 1077-nucleotide messenger RNA. RefSeq lists its product as uncharacterized. The transcript has a single exon. The coding region runs from base 1 to 1077 and encodes 358 amino acids. Gene Ontology annotation, biological process: sulfur compound metabolic process. The record is from RefSeq and is a predicted model, not a curated record. Gene Ontology annotation, cellular component: mitochondrion. Gene Ontology annotation, molecular function: molybdenum ion binding; molybdopterin cofactor binding; sulfite oxidase activity. Lineage: Eukaryota; Fungi; Ascomycota; Eurotiomycetes; Chaetothyriales; Herpotrichiellaceae.